Schizophyllum commune H4-8 is the source of this 549-nucleotide messenger RNA. RefSeq lists its product as uncharacterized. The transcript has a single exon. The record is from RefSeq and is a predicted model, not a curated record. The annotation marks the transcript as partial. Lineage: Eukaryota; Fungi; Basidiomycota; Agaricomycetes; Agaricales; Schizophyllaceae.
UUGGUUCUUACCCUCUUCACCGCCAUAAGAGCGCUGAAACAGACGUCGCCUGACCUUCAGCAAGGAAAUGACGACUCGCGAGCAGACGCAUGUCCUCCGUUCUUCGGACAUGCUGCUGCGAAACGGACAAGAGCCACGCUCGCGCUCCUAAAUGCUCCCAUCGGAAAGAAUCUGCGCCACUGCCAACAUAGCCGCUGCUUCCGUGCAUCUAUCAGCAGUCAAUGCCCUUCAUUCACCACCUUCUCCUUCGCGCGCCGGACCAACACGACGCGGACACGUGUGCGGAAAACCGUGCUAUCGGCGUUCGUCCGACUUCCGUCAGACCGCCAGGUUGCAGCCAGUCGGUCACGAACGACCGCAUGCUGGUCACGAAGCUCGCCGGGGUCUAAUAGGCGCCAUCGCAGAGCUAGCCAGGUAGUCACGACAGCCCGCUGGCACCCUCCCACCCCAUUCCCCCCGCCAGCGCGCGCCCCCUCCCCUUUCUUCCCUCUUAUCGGACGUAACGCACGCCAUCGAGCCGCCGGACGCGAAGACGCAGCAGCCGAAUAG